ACACAAUCUGCCGCCUGCUGUAGGACGGCAAUCAGAUAAGCUCUGUAAGGAGGUUGUGACACAAUCCACAGUCCCAGAAUACUCAUCCCUGUCUUCGGAGCUAGAUGAUUCUAACUCUCAUGAAUUCUGGCACGGGAGGAAUAACAACAACUGGGAGUGCUUCCGCAGAGAACGUGAUGACAACGGCGACAGUAACAACAACAUCGACGACAACAACAACAACAACAACAACAGAGAACUCCCGAGACAACUCAUGCAUGUCGCGGCGGAAAGAGCACUAUCACCGCAAACUCCACCAACGGAGACUGUCCGGGAUCAUCUCUGCAGCCAGCAAUUGUCAUUAGAGAGAUCAGGGACAAUGGAUGGGUCAGUGGAUGAUCAGUUAAAGAUGUUCUUGCUUCAUCUGGAUAUGUCCGCGCUGCAUGACAACAUUGAUGAUGCUGAUUCCAUGACAGUGUCACAGCAAAAGCCAAGUGCUCAAAGAGAUUAUGGCUGUCACAAUUUGAGGGAGUGUAAUAAUUUGUGUGUCAACGACACUACGGUCACGGAGGCGCCCUUGUCCCCUAGUGCCUACCAUAAUAGUGGUAUAUUCAGGGCAUCAUCAAAUACCGAUGAACCGCCAUUGCCUCCGGUGCAACAAGAUUUGUAUAAAAAGUACAGUGAAGAUGAGUGCAGCUAUCAAACGAAACAGCUUGCAAUGAAAAUUCAAGGCCUCAAGAAGAAAAUUAAACGUUUUGAAGAAAGCUUUGAAAUGGAUUAUGGUUACAAGCCGUCUCAGGCAGAGAAAGCAAGUCAACCUCACAUCAAGAAGUACAUGUCUAAACUAGCCAGAGCUAGGAAGGAUCUCAAACGGUUAAAAGAAAAUGCAGAAAAUGGAAAUCGAUCUAAAAAUGGCCAUAACGGUUCACCUUUCGAUGCCAGACAUCCCAUGGCUAUGAGUGUUGAUUUCAUUGUUCGGUCGUUUGGAGAAAAAAGACAAUCUGCCGGGAAAACUGAAAACAACAGGGUUUCCGCGGUUCUUGAACUUCAAACUGUCCCUGAAAAUGAGAUGAUGGAGAUACCCGUGUCGUUUUCUAGAGAUCCAAUACAAGAUGCAGAUUAUUUACACGAAGGCGACACAGAACCUCUAGACGAUGUAAUUGCCGAGCAAGAAAUACCAGCCUAUAGCAAUCUGGAUGUUACUGAUGCACAUCUGAAGCAAGAAGUUCAGAAUUGGAACGAUUGUUCUUUCAGAGCUUUGGACACCGGAGGAGAUUCUCGUUUGCAUGAAAUGUCUUUGCCAGAACUGUGGAGGGAACUCGAAUUUGCUAAAGUACAGAAAGGACGAUUUGGAAGAGCUAUACGGGAAUUUGAACAUGAUUUCUUCGUGAAAACUGGCCGGAAAGUAAGAAAGGAAAACAGGUUCCCACUUCAGUCUGAAUAUUCAGAAUACAAAAAAGUUAAGGGCAGACUGCGACUGUUGGAAGCUUUGAUUCUCAAGCACUGCGAGUGA
Messenger RNA from Candidula unifasciata, 1492 nucleotides. The record is from the annotation of a GenBank genome assembly. Lineage: Eukaryota; Metazoa; Mollusca; Gastropoda; Stylommatophora; Geomitridae.